GUUGCUUGCAGCCGAUCAAUCGGCUCAAACUUGGGCAAUUCCAAGGCAACCCGUCCCGAAGCCAACGGACGACGACGGGCUCAACCCAAGCAUUGCAGACCAUGCCUCCCGUUUUGCUCUCUAGAGGUCUUGAUCCGUUGCUUGGUGUCUUCACAGGCGUCCUCGCUUAUUACCUGUACGAGACCCACCCCAGAAACAACAUGGCGUCUGACGAAAGGCUCAUGGUGCUUCUUGAACAAAAAUACGCAAGAUACCGAGGGGAACGGCGAAAGAAAUUGCAGUCUAUGGAGGAUAUGGUUUGGUCCGAAGCUUCUUCCUCCAACUCAAAGUCAUAGUCUACGAGCUAUUAGCCAGUCCUUUCGAUAUGGCUUGCUAGCGCUACGUCAGCUACGCGACAUUCUUUGGACUUGAUAUGAGGGUGACUAUGUGCUGAGCAACAACUCUUGAAGCAUCGACAUAACUCCCUCAAAGACCGCCCUCUCUCUUUUAUCCGCGUCUGCAUCACUAUCUCGUCCGCACAGAGCCACACCAACCACGAUACUUCGGCGAGAGGGCUCGAGGGCGGUUUGUGACUCGUGAGUCCAGAUAAUGGUGGCGAUCUGUGCAGCAUAUAAAGAGUGCAACGUUUGCAUAUGCUCUGAUGAAGAACCUCCAAGUAAAUAGGUCAGCUGGAUGGCCGCGGGUGGGGGCGGGA
This is a messenger RNA of Laccaria bicolor S238N-H82, 694 nucleotides long. RefSeq lists its product as uncharacterized. The transcript is spliced from 2 exons. NCBI's taxonomy places the organism in Eukaryota, Fungi, Basidiomycota, Agaricomycetes, Agaricales, Hydnangiaceae. The record is from RefSeq and is a predicted model, not a curated record. Gene Ontology annotation, biological process: protein secretion. The coding region runs from base 102 to 335 and encodes 77 amino acids.